Glossina fuscipes is the source of this 1184-nucleotide messenger RNA. RefSeq names its product glyoxalase domain-containing protein 4. Lineage: Eukaryota; Metazoa; Arthropoda; Insecta; Diptera; Glossinidae. The transcript is spliced from 4 exons. The record is from RefSeq and is a predicted model, not a curated record. The coding region runs from base 128 to 1036 and encodes 302 amino acids.
CAUUUAUCUGUACAUUUGUGUAACAACUAAUCUGCUGUUAUUGAAGUUAAAUAAGAAAAAUCGACGGUCUUGUCUGAUACUUGUAUAUAUUAAAAUAUAUCAAAAUUUUAGUACAAUUUUAUUCGAAAUGGCAGAAAUAACAGGCCGUGCCUUACAUUAUGUUUUCAAAAUUGGAAACCGAUCACAAAACUCACAUUUCUUUAGAAAUAUAUUGGGCAUGAAGGUUUUGCGACAUGAGGAAUUCAAGGAAGGCUGUGAAGCUACAUGCAAUGGGCCGUAUGAUAAUCGAUGGAGUAAAACUAUGAUAGGCUAUGGCCCAGAAAGUUCUCAUUUUGUUUUUGAAUUAACAUAUAACUACGGCAUUGCCAGCUACGAAAUGGGCAAUGAGUUUGGCGGUAUUACUUUAAAAUCUCAAGAAUCCAUUAAUCGUGCUAUAAAAUAUAAUUAUCCGAUAAAUGACGCCGAAAAUGAUCGAAAACUUUUAUUGUCUCCGGACGGCUAUAAAUUCUACAUAAUACCUGAAUCUGAGCCUAAAAAUUCCGAUCCAGUGGUGGAAGUUAAUGUUCAUUCCAGUGAUAUAAUUGCAUCGAAAAAUUUUUGGAUAAAUUUACUAAAAAUGAAUUUAAUUUCGCAAGAAAACAAAUCCAUAUUGCUUAAGUAUAAGGAGUCGCACCCUGGCCUUCGAAUCACCGAAAUACCGGAAACAAUUAAUCGUGCCAAGGCUUAUGGUCGUAUCGCAUUUGCGGUACCUAAAGCACAACAACAAGGUAUUAGUGAUAUGAUAACCGAAGCUAAAGGUACCAUAUUAACGCCCUUAAUUGAGCUGGAUACACCCGGCAAAGAAACCGUACGGGUUAUAAUACUAGCUGAUCCCGAUGGUUUUGAGAUAUGCUUUGUAGAUGAAGAAGGAUUCACUAAAUUAUCUGCAGUGGAAGAAGAUGCUGAAAAAAAUUUAGAUAAAUAUAUUAAAAAAGAUCCAUUUGAAAAUGCAAGCGAUAAGGCAGAGCAAAAGGACAAAGAAGCCGAAGUCAAAUAGGGAACUAGCGGGAAAAACUAAUUCAGAGUGAGAAAGUCUUGGUGUUACGUUGAAUGUUGCAUUUGUUAGUUGUAGUGCUGUGAUUACGAUGGUAUUUCAAUUCCUGUCCACGGCGAGUUUUAUUCAUUAUGAAUAUGGAGAAAAAGUG